This is a messenger RNA of Lacerta agilis (Sand lizard), 3487 nucleotides long. Its product is annotated as zinc finger protein 208-like. The transcript is spliced from 4 exons. The record is from RefSeq and is a predicted model, not a curated record. The annotation marks the transcript as partial. NCBI's taxonomy places the organism in Eukaryota, Metazoa, Chordata, Lepidosauria, Squamata, Lacertidae.
CUCAGGAAGGAUGAAUGAGACGAAUCCUGCCAAGCUAGUGAUGAUGGAAGGGGGAAGAUGGACGGUUGACCUGGUCAGGUUGUCUCCUGCAUCCCUUCCCACAACUUCUGAGCGUUCCCUCUCAGGGACCUCUGAGAUAUCUGAUGGGAAAGAAUUGGAAGGGAGAAACAAGGGGGACCACAACAAAACCCACAUAGCAGAGAAUUCAUAUAAAUAUUCAGAGUGUGGAGAGAACAUCUAUCAGAUCUCCCAGUCCACCUCCCAUCAAAGAAAGAGCUUCGUUCAGAGGGAUAGCUUCACUUCAUGUGAAAGAACUCACAGUAGAGAGAAGUUGUAUCAGUCCAGAGAAUGUGGAAAGAGCUUCAGCGAGGGGUCCUAUCUCACUUCUCAUCAAAGAAUCCAAUGUGGAAAGAGCUUCAGUCAUAAGCGAAGUCUCACGUCCCAUCAAAGAAUUCAUACAGGGGGGGAAACAUAUCAAUGUUUGGAAUGUGGAAAGAGCUUUCAGGAUGCGAUUAAGCUAUCUUCCCAUCAAAGAAUUCAUACAGGGGAGAAACCCUACCAGUGCUUAGAAUGUGGAAAGAGCUUUCGUCAAAGUGCACAUCUCACUGCCCAUGAAAAAAUUCAUACAGGGGAGAAACCCUACCAGUGCUUUGAAUGUGGAAAGAACUUUAGUCAGAGCUCAUCUCUCACUGUCCAUGAAAGAAUUCAUACAGGGGAGAAACCCUAUAAAUGCCUAGAAUGUGGAAAGAGCUUCAGUCUCAGGCAGAGUCUCACUACCCAUCAAAGAAUUCAUACAGGGGAGAAACCCUAUCAGUGCUUGGAAUGUGGAAAGAGCUUCCGGGAGGUAACUAUGCUCUCUUCCCAUCAAAGCAUUCAUACAGGGGAGAAACCUUUUCAAUGCCAUGAGUGUGAAAAGAGUUUUCGUCAGAGAACCACUCUCACUACACAUCAAAAAACUCAUACACGUCAGAAACCCUAUCAGUGCUUCGAAUGUGGGAAGAGCUUCAGUCAAAGCUCAAAUCUCAAGAAGCAUCAAAGAAUUCAUACUGGGAAGAAACCCUAUCAGUGCUUGGAAUGUGGGAUGAGGUUCAAUCGAAAGGAUAGUCUCAGUGCCCAUCAAAGAAGUCAUACAGGUCAUAAACCAUAUCAGUGCUUCGAAUGUGGGAACAGCUUCAGUCAAAGCUCGAAUCUCAAGAGCCAUCAAAGAAUUCAUAAAGGCGAAAGACCCUAUCAAUGCCUGGAAUGUGGGAAGAGAUUCAGUCGAAAGGAUGGUCUCACUUCACAUGAAACAAUUCAUACAGGAAGGAAACUCUAUCAGUGCUUUGAAUGUGGAAAGAGCUUCCGGGAGGGGGCUAAGCUCUCUUCCCAUCAAAGAAUUCAUACAGGGGAGAAACCAUAUCAGUGUUUGAAAUGUGGAAAGAGCUUCCGUUUCAGGGAGAGUUUCACUAAACACCAAAGAAUUCAUACAGGGGAGAAACCUUAUCAGUGCCUGGAAUGUGGAAAGAGCUUUCGUCAGAGCGGUGAUCUCACAACCCAUCGAAGAAUUCAUACAGGGGAGAAACCAUAUCAGUGCAUUGAAUGUGGUAAGAGCUUCACCAAAAAAGCAGGUUUCACUUCCCAUCGAAGAAUUCAUACAGGGGAGAAACCUUAUAAAUGCCUAAAAUGUGGAAAGAGCUUCCGUCUCAGGCAGAGUCUCACUUUCCAUCAAAGAAUUCAUACAGGGGAGAAACCCUUUCAGUGCUUGCAAUGUGGAAAGAGCUUCAGUCGGAAAGAUCAUCUCACAACCCAUCGAAGAAUUCAUACAGGGGAGAAACCAUAUCAGUGCUUGCAAUGUGGAAAGAGCUUCACCCAAAAGGGAAGUAUCACUUCCCAUCGAAGAAUUCAUACAGGGGAGAAACCCUAUAAAUGCCUAGAAUGUGGAAAGAGCUUCAGUCUCAGGCAGAGUCUCACUACCCAUCAAAGAAUUCAUACAAGGGACAAACCCUAUCAGUGCUUAGAAUGUGGAAAGAGCUUCACUCGGAAGGACAUUCUCACUUCCCAUCAUAGAAUUCAUACAGGGGAGAAACCCUAUAACUGCAUGGAAUGUGGAAAGAGCUUUACUUGUAGCUCCCAUCUCACUUGCCACCAAAGAAUUCAUACAGGAGAGAAACCCUAUCAGUGCUUGCAGUGUGGAAAGAGCUUCAGUCGGAAGGAUCAUCUCACUUCCCACCAAAGAAUUCAUACAAAGGAGAAACCCUAUCAGUGCUUCGAAUGUGGAAAGAACUUCAGAAAAAGCUCCCAUCUCAGUUCCCAUCAAAAAAUUCAUACGGGGGAGAAACCCUAUCAGUGCUUCGAAUGUGGAAAGAGCUUCAGCGAGGCGUCCUAUCUCACUUCUCAUCAAAGAAUCCAUACAGGGGAGAAACCAUAUAAAUGCCUGGAAUGUGGAAAGAGCUUCAGUGAUAAGCGAAGUCUCACGUUCCAUCAAAGAAUUCAUUCAGGGGAGAGAACACAUCAGUGUUCAGAAUGUGGAAAGAGCUUUCGGGAUGAGAUUAAGCUCUCUUCCCAUCAAAUUGUUCAUACAGGGGAGAAACCCCAUCAGUGCUUAGAAUGUGGAAAGAGCUUUCGUCACCGGCUGAGUCUCACAUUCCAUCAAAGAAUUCAUACAGGGGAGAAACCCUAUCAGUGCUUAGAAUGUGGAAAGAGCUUUAGGCAAAGCACACAUCUCACUUCCCAUCAAAGAAUUCAUACAGGGGAGAAACCCUAUAAAUGCCUAGAAUGUGGAAAGAGCUUCAGUCUCAGACACAGUCUCAAUUCCCAUCAAAGAAUUCAUACAGGGGAGAAACCCUAUCAGUGCUUGGAAUGUGGAAAGAGCUUCCGGAAGGGGACCAUGCUCUCUUCCCAUCAAAGAAUUCAUACAGGGGAGAAACCUUUUCAAUGCCACGAGUGUGAAAAGAGCUUUCGUCAUAGUUCCAGUCUCACUUUGCACCAAAGAAUUCAUACUGGGAAGAAACCCUAUCAGUGCUUGGAAUGUGGGAUGAGGUUCAGUCGAAAGGGUACUCUCACUACUCAUCAAAGAACUCAUACAGGUCAGAAACCAUAUCAGUGCUUUGAAUGUGGGAAGAGCUUCAGUCAAGGCUCAAAUCUCAAGACCCAUCAAAGAAUUCAUACGGGGGAGAAACCCUAUCAGUGCUUGGAAUGCGGAAAGAGUUUUCGUCAGAAAGGUGAUCUCGCUUUGCAUGGAAGAGUCCAUACAGGGGAGAAACCCUAUCAGUGCCUGGAAUGUGGGAAGAGCUUCAGACUCAGUAACAAUCUCACUUCGCAUCAGAGAAUUCAUACAGGAAGGAAACUCUAUCAUUGCUUCGAAUGUGGAAAGAGCUUCUGGGAGGGGACCAAGCUCACUUCCCAUCAAAGAACUCAUACAGGGGAGAAACCCUAUCAGUGCCUGGAAUGUGGAAAGAGCUUCAGUUUCAGGCAGAGUCUCACUUCGCACCAAAGAAUUCAUACAGAG